Messenger RNA from Tarenaya hassleriana, 601 nucleotides. RefSeq lists its product as uncharacterized. The transcript has a single exon. The record is from RefSeq and is a predicted model, not a curated record. NCBI's taxonomy places the organism in Eukaryota, Viridiplantae, Streptophyta, Magnoliopsida, Brassicales, Cleomaceae. Bases 141 to 398 code for a protein of 85 amino acids.
CUUAUAAGGCCAAAAAAUCGCUUCUUUGAGAGAAGGGGAAAAAAUCUCAUCGGAAUCCAAAAAGGGCGAAAAGUCUACGCGAAUCGGAUCGUUGAUUGUGAUAAAUCGAUCUUCGUGAUCGGAAUCUGAUUUGAAGGCAGAUGAGCAGGCUCAUCAAUCAGUUGAUCGGGAGGUUAACGAAGGAGCAGACGAUCAAGUGCGGCGGCGGCGGUAGCGAUACGACUUUGAGAUCUUCGACGUCAUCGUCUCCGUCGUGCUCCGUGGCUUCUUCAUCAGUGCGGAUGAUCUCCGGCGGUCUGGAAUCGAGCGGCUUCGGUGCGGCGGCGAGCGGGAGGCUGAAGCAAGCGGAGGAGUCUCUCCGUACAGUUAUGUAUCUAAGCUGUUGGGGAACAAGUUAGAUCUGGGAAGAACACCAUAAUUGCUUGUUAUUUAUUGUUUGAAUUCUGGGAUUUUCUUGUGAAUAUUUUUUUCUCCUGUGUAUACUGUGAAGAACUUGUGAAAAGAAGGGAAGAAAAAAAAUAAAAAAAGAGUAGUUGUAAAUAAGACUGGUUUUGUGUACAAAACGACUCUUUAGAUGUUUCAUCUUCAAAGUUUGGUUUGA